AAGCAACUCGCAACCCACAAACAGCCAAGCAGCAGAAGCGUAGAGCCAUCAGCCACACCAAAUCGCCAGGUUGCCGACCGUCAUGCUCUUCCCUCCGUUCGGCGUCCGCAGUCCGCCGUCUGAAGGGAAUAUCAAUUGGGAAUUUCCCCCGAAUUAAAGCACGGAUAAGUUCAGUCUAUGUUUUGCUGUCAGAUCAACCAGGGUGAGAGAGUAAGUUCAGCGUAAACACUUGGUGAACGAUCAUGGGCAGCAACCAGAAUGCAAUGAGUGCAGCACAUGUGUCAACCUCAAAAUUUACACAUUUUAAAAUAUGAAAGUAAAAGUAAACAUACAAAGAUUUAAAAUUAUUAAACAAAAAAAAUUGUAUCUAGAAUUCUCAAUUCUAGAAUACGACUAUACAAACCCCAAAUCGGUAGGAAUACGGAGGUUGGAACCAGUGUGUUGAGGAGCUUCUCCGAUCCCAUCGUUACAUUUCUCCUUAGCCCCUUAGCAUCGCGUAGGGUUUUGUCUCCCUAGUGGCUUUGCCGUCGCGUAGGGUUUCCUUCCGCCGUUUGUUUGUGCAGCUCUUCUUCUCUAGAUUUCUAGGGUGCUUUUAAAGGAAGCAUGAGUGCGGUUGCAGCUUUUGGAAUCAACUCCAAGGUUCAAGAAACGAUAAGUAUGUCUUCUAUGAAUGAUUUAGAGAAGUGUUGUCUCAUUCUUGCAAUUGAGGAGGAGGUCAAAGGGUUAGUUUCUGGCGAAUCAACAUGGAUAGAGCGCGGUGGUGGUAGUGGAGGCGGAAUGGGCUACGAGAAGAUGGAGAGAGGUGAAGGGCUGAGCAAGGUAGAAGACAUAUCGGCGGUCCGUCAACCUCCUGAACCGCCGCCUUGGAGCGAUCGAGGUGCUAGGGUUUGGAAGAUUUAUCAGUUAUUUAAUUUUUUAUGGUUUUCUUUUGCGUUAUGUUUUAUGUUUUUCUGUUUUUUGCUGAUGUCUUUAGUUUUAGGUUUACAAUUAUAAUUGACAAUUCUGCUAGAUAAUAUGUCAUUAAAAGGAUCUAUAUGAUCAGUGAUUGCUGUGUCACACCCGCUUGAUGGUUAGCGAUUCGUAUUGUUCUUUCAGGGGUGUUUGUCUCUAAGUUUAGCCGUAAGGUUGAUCUUGCUAGUUGGUUAUGAAUAGUUAUUGUAAGGGUUGGUCUUUUUGAGUUUGUUGUAACGAUCCGAU
This is a messenger RNA of Cuscuta epithymum, 1197 nucleotides long. NCBI's taxonomy places the organism in Eukaryota, Viridiplantae, Streptophyta, Magnoliopsida, Solanales, Convolvulaceae. The record is from the annotation of a GenBank genome assembly.